Selaginella moellendorffii is the source of this 2059-nucleotide messenger RNA. Its product is annotated as G-type lectin S-receptor-like serine/threonine-protein kinase SD2-5. The transcript has a single exon. Gene Ontology annotation, biological process: protein phosphorylation. Gene Ontology annotation, molecular function: ATP binding; protein kinase activity. The coding region runs from base 36 to 1832 and encodes 598 amino acids. Lineage: Eukaryota; Viridiplantae; Streptophyta; Lycopodiopsida; Selaginellales; Selaginellaceae. The record is from RefSeq and is a predicted model, not a curated record.
ACCAUUUUACCCGCGACACGUUUGCAAUUCCAGCCAUGGAUCAUCGCAGCAGCACUUUCUUCGCGCUCGCGAUGAUCUCACUCGUCAGCGCCACCGCGCAGCAUUUCUCCUCCUCUUGCGGCACGAGAUGCGACUCUAGGCGCGAUUGUUCUGGCGGCCUCGUUUGCAAUCCUGUUAGCAAGACCUGCGAUGGCGAUCCAGGAGCUAGCACCCUUUCCUGCCCAAUUCCCGGCUGCGAGCCCGCCCAGAGCUUCAUCUACUCGAAUGCCACCGCCCACGAUCCCGAGUACUGCGUCGACAACAACACCUACCAGUUCUUCAAUUGCUCGCCUAAAGAGCAGUCUCUCAACUUCGCGGCUCUCUACUACACCGAGCUGGAGGGAAUCCCCACGGCAUGCAAUCGGUCCACGCCUUACAAGAACUCGGAGCUCCUGGCAAACAUGGCCACCGGAUGGUUUGCCAGUGGAUCCUCGUGCUUCAAAGAGAUUGUGAUCACGGCAGAGAAUGGGAUGAGCGUCACGGCGACGGUGGUGGACAUUUGUGCAUCAACGAUCGGGUGUAGCCCAUUGACUGGAUACUACGAGCCGUGCACGCCCAGAUCGCUGGGAGGGACGAGAGGUGUGUGGGAAGCGCUGGGGCAGACGUAUUUUGAUAAUGUGUUGCAAGUCACUUGGAAGUGGAAGGGCGAGGAUUCGAAAAAACGCACUCUUUUCAUUGCACUGGUUUCUAGUGGAGCGCUCGUUGCCUUGGCGCUCUUAGGCAUUUUGUGGUGGAAGGUCGUGAGACGGUCCAAUGCCGCCAAGAACAAGCUCCAUCUGGGGGAUCUCACGGAUGCCCCGCGGCAAAUCAGGUACCAAGAGUUGUAUCGAGCGACCAAGGGAUUCCAGAGCAAGGUGGGAGAGGGAGGGUUUGGGACUGUGUUCAAGGGGACGCUGCCCAGCGGAGAGAUUGUGGCGGUCAAGAGGAUUGGCGGUGGAUCGCGGCAGGGGGACAAGCAAUUUAAAGCGGAGGUGAUGUCGAUUGGCAGCAUCCAUCACCUCAAUCUCGUCAAGCUGGUUGGAUUUUGCCUGCAUUCUCGCCACAACUUACUCAUCUACGAGUUCCUCGCCAAUGGCUCGCUGGAUAGAUGGAUUUUUGCCAAGGACAAGUAUCUGCCCUGGGCAACCAGGCUUUCCAUCGCGCUCGACGUCGCUCGAGGGCUUGCGUAUCUCCACGAUGGAUGCCGCGAGAAGGUACUCCAUCUAGACAUCAAGCCCCAGAACAUCCUCCUGGAUGAGAAGAUGAAUGCCAAAAUCGCCGACUUUGGAUUCUCCAAGCUCAUUGACAAGGACAAAACUCAUGUCGUGACAGUCAUGCGGGGUACGGUGGGAUACAUGGCUCCCGAGUGGCUCCACUCUCGUGUGACGGACAAGACGGACGUCUAUAGCUUUGGGAUCGUCCUCCUGGAGCUCGUCUGCUGCAUGAAGGCCGUGGAGUAUCCCUCGGACUCACAGAUGGACGUUGGGUUCCUCGCCCAGACUGCUUUCAACAAGCUCGACAGUGGAAACGCCAUGGACUUGGUGGACGAUCGGCUGGUCAAAGCCGAGGACGGUGGUGGUUUAUCCUUGAGUGGCUUCGAGAACAUCAUCCGGAUCGGGCUAUGGUGUGCACAGGAGGAUCCUUUGCAGCGACCAACGAUGUCUGUGGUGGUGAAGAUGCUCGAGGGUGCCAUGGAUGUGUUGGCGUUCCCUCAGCUGGAGAGACCCGCUGCACAGGAUUCAUCGCUCCUGGUGAGCAGCAGCGAGAGCUCGGGAUUGCAAAUCUCCAUCUCGGUCUCGGACUUGGCUCGCUAAGUAGCUUAUUAACUUAUUAAGCAGGUCAAUCGAACGGCAAUUUACAUAUAUUUUUAGAAUCCUCGAUGAGAAACCAAAAGGUCUUGAGGUGGACGAUAUUCAUUCAGUAGUUUAUAAGCAGUUUCGAUGAUCUGUUUUGCUGAACUCCUCCAGAUCGCCACACGGCUGCCAAACCUCACAGGAAGAAUUGUAAUUGUCUAAAAAUCACCAACCUGCUGCUUCUCUUU